CCCAGGCAUCCAUCACCACCUCCAUCCUUUCCCGUACCGCACUCAUCGUCAGCAGCAGCAGCGCCUUCCCCUCUGCUCACCUCGCCUGCCAAAAGUAUGUCACUCUUCGCCUCCCCAUCUUCUUCUUCGGUGGCAUCCGCUUCCAUCCCGCGUCGGCAGCUCUGGUCAGCGCUCACCGCCUCUUCCUCGCGAGCCUUGAGCACCACUCCCUCGCGACAGGCAAAGCCCAGGAGGAAUACCGGCAAGAAUCCUUUCGAUCUCGCACCCUGGGAGGCCUUUCAGCACGAUGAUGUGCCCACACUCGGACAUGAGGUGCUGAACAGAGGGAGGGAACUGUUGAGGUAUGCUAGAACAGUGGAGCACGAGCUGCCCAACCUUGAGAAGCUCCGCCAGCCCUAUAACCCCCCUCCUUCCUCCAGUGUCCUCACUUUCCGGUCCAUGCACUACCAAGGUGCUCCUCACCCCGCCAACCGCAAAUCCGUCUUAACCGUCUCCCUCCCAGACCUUUACGCCCACUCCCUCUUCACCUCCCUUCCCGAUGACUCCACCCGCAUUCGUACCCUCCGCAAGCUCCUCCAUCUUGCUGGACCGAGAUGGAAUCCCGGAAAGGGCCCCAUGGCAGAACCUCUCAGACUCGACGGAAAGUACGGAGAGGAUGUGACUGUUAGAGGAGAGAUUAAGAUUAGCUGUGAAAAGUUCCCGACGGAGAGGCAGAACAUGAAGUGGUGUAGUGAUGUGUUUGAUGAGAUGAUCAAGGAGGCACAGCGACUCGACGAUGGUAUCGCUGAUCUGCCCAUCGACGUCAGACAUGCACUCAGCCGUGAGACCAAGAAGGCUCACCACGGUAGGAGGAGACAGGCGACCAUUGCCGAUUGGCCCGCAUCUUGGGCCACUCCGGUGAAGGCGUCGCAGGGUGAAGGGACAUCGUAGCGAUGCUGAUGGUUGUGCAUGAAGGAAUAGAUCUCCAGUGUCUACCUUUCUAUCAGCAACACAUUUUCGCAAUGUUCA
This is a messenger RNA of Microstroma glucosiphilum, 1008 nucleotides long. RefSeq lists its product as hypothetical. NCBI's taxonomy places the organism in Eukaryota, Fungi, Basidiomycota, Exobasidiomycetes, Microstromatales, Microstromataceae. Gene Ontology annotation, molecular function: structural constituent of ribosome. Gene Ontology annotation, cellular component: mitochondrial small ribosomal subunit. The transcript has 3 exons. Bases 97 to 930 code for a protein of 277 amino acids. Gene Ontology annotation, biological process: mitochondrial translation. The record is from RefSeq and is a predicted model, not a curated record.